Hevea brasiliensis (rubber tree) is the source of this 1521-nucleotide messenger RNA. RefSeq lists its product as uncharacterized. The coding region runs from base 257 to 1201 and encodes 314 amino acids. Lineage: Eukaryota; Viridiplantae; Streptophyta; Magnoliopsida; Malpighiales; Euphorbiaceae. The record is from RefSeq and is a predicted model, not a curated record. The transcript has 13 exons.
UAUUAAUUUUUAGGUCUGCAGUUAUUUUCAAUGCCAUUGAGCGCGCCGCACCUGUGGAAAGACGACGUCGGAGUCGGACCAACUGAUUAGGUUUUGGACCUUGGACAGUUAGCUAGGUCGGUCUGUGGAGCUCAGCUGAAUCUAGAUAUCCAUCGCCAGCCCAAUAGAAACAGAAUAUACUUCUCCCUCACACAUUGUUCUGCUCUAUCCUCAAAUCGGAGUUCUGUCCUAGGUUUCCUGAUCCACUUGCUUAGCCAUGGCUAUGCAAACCGGAAUCAGCCUCUCAAAGAUCAUCGUCCUCGCCGGUGCCGGAUACACCGGUACGAUCCUCUUUAAAAAGGGCAAAUUAUCAGACCUGAUCGGUGAACUUCAGUCGCUGGUGAAGGGACUUGAAAAAUCUGGAGAGCGUGCAGAUGGUGAUUCUGACUACAGUGAUGCCCUUGCCCAACAGGUGAAGCGGUUGGCAAUGGACGUUCGACAACUGGGCUCAGCACGGCAAAUAACUGUUCUGAAUGGGAGUUCUGGCCAAAUCGGUAAUUUAACUAGUCUCAUAGUUCCAGCUACGGCCUUGGGGGCAUUGGGUUAUGGUUACAUGUGGUGGAAGGGUCUAAAAUUCUCAGAUCUUAUGUAUGUAACUAAGCGCAGUAUGGCAAAUGCUGUUUCAAACUUGACGAAGCAUCUGGAGCAAGUAACCGAGGCUCUAUCUGCUGCAAAAGUACAUCUGACUCAGCGAAUACAGCUUUUGGAUGAUAAAAUGGAGAGCCAAAAAGAGAUCUCAAAGGCAAUUCAAAAUGAUGUUAAUGCUACUUCUGAAAAUAUAUCACAAAUUGGCUCAGAAUUGUGGCAAUUGCAGUGUCUAGUUUCAGGUUUGGAUGGGAAGAUAGGUUCUUUGGAGGAGAAGCAGGAUCUUGCAAAUAUGGGUGUGCUGUACCUGUGCAAUUUUGUUGGCGGUAACAAAAUGAAAAUGCCUAAAGCUCUGGAGGAUCAACUUAAACCUUCUGGGAGAACUCGUUCUAUCACAUAUGCUGAAGCAAGUUUGAGUGGUCUUAAGGAGCUGGCAGACAAUUUAUAUCAAACCAUGCGUGAGCCAACAGCUGAUGUCAUAGUGCAAGAUGGAAUUGAUAAGUUGGAAGGCCCACCACAUACUCCACAAAGUGACCAACCAAGAACCCUGCUUAGGUUCAGUUCAACCAAGUGUUGAGAAAACAUUCUGAGCCAGAUACUUGACUAGCCUUUAUCUUUGCAACAUGCUCGUUGUGUAGUAUUGGAGCAUUUCUAUAAAAAUAAGGGAAGCCUCGAGCACAAAGUGUGAUUUAAUUACCGAAAAUGAUGGUUAAUUUCUUUUUUUUUUUUAAUUCUUAUUUCAUAGUUAAAAUUCAGUUUUUGAAGUUUGAUGAACGCGAGUUCGUAACUCGCAUAGCGCACUCGGUAGGGUUGUAGACGUGAAAGUAUAGGUUUUAUUGUUAUUUUGUUGUAAAUAAUAAUAAUAAUAAUAAUUUUAAUAAUUUCUUAUUAUCAUAA